Messenger RNA from Hyaloscypha bicolor E, 1497 nucleotides. RefSeq names its product HET-domain-containing protein. The record is from RefSeq and is a predicted model, not a curated record. The transcript has 2 exons. Lineage: Eukaryota; Fungi; Ascomycota; Leotiomycetes; Helotiales; Hyaloscyphaceae. The coding region runs from base 136 to 1104 and encodes 322 amino acids.
GCCACCCCCUGGCAAUGCCUACACUGCCUACAUCGUAGAGGAAGCUUUCGCAAAUCGAUCUCGUUCACCCUGGCGAAUUUGCUGUGUGGAUUGCAGCUAGCACCAAACCCUAAAAAUUCUCGAUAGGUGGUCACGAUGCCCAGCAGGCUGUGUGAGCGCUGCAGCCUGAUGGCCCAGCUGGAUGCAAAUAUCAACGGGGCAGAGAUGAAGCAUCACAGCAGCUAUCAAGAAAUGGCAGGAUUCGCGAAAGCUGGCUGCGAAAUAUGUUCUGCAGUCGUUUCAGGAAUUGUGGAGCGGUCGCCGGGGGAAAUUGUGGAGCAGAAGCAAUCCGGUCUCCAUGACCAUGAGACUGACGACAUGCAAAUAUUUUGCAGAGCUGUCCGGCGCGGAGAGGGAGAGGAUUCCUACCUACACCUCGCCUUUGAGGGUAAACAGCUAAGGACAGUCCACCAGUUCCUAUCUCGGCGGUCUACAAUAGACGAAGAUGUCGAGGAGAGAUUCAAUCCGAAGGUGGGGCUGAGUAUCCCUAGAAGUUGUAGAUCUCCUGCGUGUUUUGAGAUGGUGUUACAAUGGACGACAAGGUGUAUCGAGAAUCAUGAGAGAUGUAACCGCGACCCUGCAUCGCCCUCGACAAUGCCCACCCGAGUCCUAGAUAUCGGCAACUUGGCAACUCCACCUCGGAUAUUGGUCACGCAUGGCAAGAAAGGAGAGUAUGCUACUCUAAGCUGCUGCUGGGGUAAAGGUUACCAGCAACCUAUUACCACAACUUACAAUCUCGAGCAACGAGAGACAGCUCUCUAUCUCACAACCUUACCGCCUGUUUUCCAAGAUGCUAUCACAAUCGUAAGGAAAUUGGGAUAUAGAUAUCUCUGGAUUGAUUCUCUUUGUAUUUUGCAGGAUUCAGUAGACGACUGGAACGCAGAGUCAGCGAAAAUGGACCAAUAUUAUACGGGCUCGAGCCUCAAUAUCAUCGCGGCGGCCGCCAAGGACCCUACUUACGGUAUCUUCGACUCAGCAGAUCUUUUGAGGGACAAAGCCAGAUAUCGAAAUUCGCUACGGGAGAGUCAUGUACAAGGUCAAAACUUCGUUGAAAAACGGGCAUAGACGCUUCAAGAGGAAAUUCUUCCGCCACGGAGCAUACUUUACACAGGAGGCGCCAUUCACUGGAUUUGCAACCAUGAAUCAUAUACAUAAGAUUGCCCGUCUCAGCCACGGACCGAGGGGCUCUGCGUACGUAGUAUGUCCAAGACUAAACUGCUGUUCAACUUACCAGUACGCUGGGAUAAAAGAUAUCAACAUGGAUUGCCCCAAGAAGGGGAUGAAAAGGAUAAAGAGAAUGAGCAGUUCUUCCAUUGGUGGUAUGAAAUGUUGAACAGUUAUUUGGAUAGGGAGUUGUCUUUUGAUCGAGAUCGAUUACCUGGGACAGCUGGACUCGCCAAGGAAUUUGCAAGGCGUACGAACGCUCAAUACUUUUGCGGCCUCUGGCGUGAGGAUUUU